AUGACUCAGUACCGCUAUCAGGUGGAGAGGGACCGGGGCAAGGAGUUAGUUUCUGAUUUCUGGUCUGCUGAGCUGUUUUUAAACCUUAAAGAAAAGGGGCUAUUUCCCGACGAUACAGACAUUGGAUUUAUGCUCAGUACUGAUGGCGUUAAGGUAUUUAAGUUUAGGCGAAACUUCAGUAUUUGGCCUAUCCUACUGAUCAACCUGAACCUACCUCCGGCUAUUCGUUUCAAACACCGGAAUAUGUUGCUUAUUGGAUUCAUACCGGGACCCAAUAACCCAAAGGAUAUCGACUCUUUCAUGUUUCCUUUGGUUCAAGAGUUUUUACAGAUGGAAAGAGGCAUACCCGGCGUAUGGAAUAGCUCACGUCAGAAACGUUUUACGUUGAGAGCUCAUAUUUGUGUUAUCGGAGCGGACAUGCCUGGGAGAGAGAAGUUGAUGAACUUCAAAGGUAAUAGGACCACAUGUUACUGCCCAUAUUGUUAUAUACAAGGCAUCCAUAACCGCGGUAUCUAUUGCCCAUUGAAACCUCCCCUCAACUCCUCUCAACCACAACAAUGGAAAACGUAUGAACCCUCUCAACUACCAAUGCGUAAUGACGAUCAGACGCGCAAGAUCGCUGCCCAUGUGGUCCAAACCGGAGACGAUAAUGUCGCAAAGAAAUAUGGCAUUAAAGGCCUGUCCUGCCUUUAUCAGCUCUCCUCUAUAGACCUACCUCGCAGUUUCCCGCCCGACGCCAUGCAUCUUUGGUGGGAAAAUAUUAUCCCAGACUUAGUAGAGCACUGGCGGGGAAAAUUCUUUUCAGAUAUAGCUACGGCUCAGAUACAUGCUGCUGGCCAGGAUGAUCAAGACUCCGCUCCUGCAAAGCCCUCAAUGAAAAAGUUUCACAAAACACGGGAUUUGUAUAACAUACCCCCGGAUAUCUGGGAGGACAUUGGCAGAGAUAUGUUAGCCAGCGCGCCAAGUUUUCCAGCGUUAUUUGGUGACCCUAUCAGGGACUUUACAGAGCAUUGUCAUCAUUUCAAGGCUGCAGAAUGGAAAACAUUUGCUUUUCUUCUUGCACCCAUAUAUCUCAAAGAUAAUUUGCCAGAAGAGGAUUAUUCGGAAUUUAUCAAUAUCAUUGAUGCCGUACAGCUUUGCUAUAAGAACGAACUGACCCUUGCUGAGAUCAACGUGGUAGAAUCACGCAUUACUCGCUUCAUAGAAUACUAUGAGCGGUGGUACUAUGGCCAGAAAUGGGAGAGGUUACCAGCAUGUCUACCCGUAUUCCAUCAAGCCUUACACGUUGCCAAUGGAAUACGGUGGGCAGGGCCUAUGUUUGUCUAUUGGCAGUGGCCAAUGGAACGUGUAUGUGGCAUGAUAGCUGCUACAGCAAAAUCAAAGGUCUCUGCAAACCGGAACAUGGCUAUAACCAUGGUUUUGAACGAAAGACGCAAUCAUUUACCAUAUGUUUUACCAAAGAUUUCAAAUGAGGAUGAUGUAGCAGAUGGAAGCGGACAGUACGAGGAUGAAGAUGGAAACAUAUUGUUGCAUCGCCUAUUUACAAAGCGGCUUGACAAAGCUUCUGCAAAUCAAUACUCAAAAGAUAUACAACAUGCAUCUUUUUCAACCUUCCACCGGCCCACAAAGCCCCAUGUUUUAAGUAAUUGGCAACGGCGGGCACUUAAAGGCUACUUUCAGUUACAACAUGAUGUCUCUUUACUCACGUUGGGGGUCUCUCCCUCAGAACAAAACUCCGUCGAGAUAUUCGAUCAUCAAAUAGCAUUGGAGAAUCUACCGAUGAAAUGUAUGAAAUGGUCCUCUUACACACCAUCAUUUCUGGAAAACACUGUUGAGAAAUGGUGUGUCACAUCUUCUCAGAUGAGAAGGGUGAAUUCUACAAGAAAUUCUUCUAUGAUCAUGUAUAAUAUGACUCUGGCGGAUGGCUCAGUCAAUGUCUCGUUUGGCGAGGUUUUGUUCUUCUUUACAGUUGAUUUUGAUUCACAAAAUGAGUCGGAAGUCAUCGACAACGUUCCCCAGAGGCCAGAAAGCGAGUCACGCUCCUCUACCGAUCAGGACUUGGAACAAAAAUUGUGA
This is a messenger RNA of Morchella sextelata, 2076 nucleotides long. RefSeq lists its product as uncharacterized. The record is from RefSeq and is a predicted model, not a curated record. The transcript is spliced from 2 exons. The coding region runs from base 1 to 2076 and encodes 691 amino acids. Lineage: Eukaryota; Fungi; Ascomycota; Pezizomycetes; Pezizales; Morchellaceae.